CUUCAGUAGUUACACAACCAUUGUUCAUCUAAACAAAAUUUAAGAAAAAGUAAAGCUUUAUAUUCUUUGUAUUGGAUUAGUGCCACUGGACCUGAUAAAAUGUGUUCCUGAUUGCUUUCAAAAAUCUGGUGAAACAGAUGAAUGGCUGAAUGUCUGUUUCAUUUUCAAAAGUUUUAUAUUAAGAACUGAUCGUCAGUAAGAAUAUAUUUUUUUUCUAUACUGUCAUAUCUUUUAAUAUUUCUUACCAGUUAUCCAUACCUUUAUUUUAUUAUAUUAUUUAACUAUCAUCACCAGUACCUUUGUCCAUUGCUCAUCCUUGCUUAGGAUCUUUAUAUUUUCUACCAAUCAUGUCAUCCACCAUUUGUAAAUUGUGGUCAAUUUUUCAAAAUUUAUGACUGGUAAGGAUCAGGAGCAAACUACCAUCUUUGGUACGUAACCACCACCUAAGAUAGUGAAAUAUUCCAGCACUAUUCAAAUUUUUUUUUUAUAAGAAACAAAAACAUAAUGUAGGCCCUUUGGGCAUUGAAAAUAUAUGCUUUUGAUGCAAGAUGUUCUCAGAGUCAAUUUAUUACAAAACACAGCUUACAGAUACGUAAUAAUUAGUUUUGCUUCACUGAACAGCAUUAACAUUAAAAGAAAAUAGGAUUUAAAUUUACAUUUUUUUUAUUGCCGAACAUAUUCAAAUGUCUUCAGCCUCUAAAUUUAAUGCAAAGAAAACUGUAAAACAUAUUUAGGUAACCAGUGGGCAAGUUUGCAAAAGUUUGACUAAAACUAUAACUGGGCACAUCAGUUUUAAUGUGGUAUAGUCAGAGCCACAGUGCAAGAAAUAUCUUACAAUACUUACUUAUAGCACACAGUGAUCAGGGCCCACAAAUAAAAUUUAACUGACAUGCUAAGCAUGGACAGUAAAAGCAGAAAGUUAAUAUUUACUUCAAUGCCAUUCGCUUAUUUUCACACAGUUUAUUCUCGAUCUUCUCGAAAAAGUGAACGCAAGUAUAAAAAAUUUAAAUCUAGAAAUAUUACCAAAAAUUCACCCAUCAUUGCAAUCGACUCGAGGCGGGCUUGAAAGAAAAUGGAAAUCAUUGUAAAUUAACGAUAAGUGUUAUAAUAAUAUCACGUAAGACGGCUUUCCAUGGAAUUUCAUCUUUGGCGACAUCAAGAAUUGAGGGAGAAAAAAAACACGUUGCCAAUAUCUAAGACCCGUGCGUGGAUCCGUCCAGUCCGUUAAUGCAUUGACUUCUGAUUGUGGAACCAGCAUUUUUUAAUAACACUUACGUUUCUCCAUACACUCUCACAGGGAUAAACAUGACACCAAUGAAUCGACUUCCAGAAUAUCUCUAUAACAUCGGCGACAAAUUUUUAUUUUAUCUCACUUUUUCAUCCCGAUCGCUUUCGGCGCAGGGACAAUGAUAUAUAUGAUUUUCAUGAAUGUUAGUUGGUCAUACUGAUGAUUCCUGUACAUUCUGUGGUCCAUUUACCCUUCCGCACCCCGCAGUGCCCCCUAGUGUCAGCUAAGCCAUACGUCACGACCAUAUGAUCAGUUGACCUCUGAAAUCUGGUCAAUUGGUAAUUUGACUUUUAUGUGCUAUGGCUGGAAAUUCGUAUUUAAGUAACCCUGGCAAUCCAUUUUUUUCUGUGGAAGACGAUGACGUGGAUGAUGAAACGUUUCUUCGCAAUUCCCGAGUUCCACAGUCUACCUUCAAUCCGGCCCAAGAGCGAGAUUAUCUGGAGCAGAAACAUCAAGAGUUGUUGGAAAGAAGACGCCAAAUAGAGGACCGAACGAUUCAAUCAUCGGAAAGAUCGAUUGGUUUAUUACGCGAUUCAGAACAGAUCGGUGUGGCAACUGCAGAGGAAUUGUUGCGACAGAGAGAACAACUUGAAAGAACUGGGAAAAGAUUAGAUGAUAUAAAUUCGACCCUUCGUUUUAGCCAGAAACAUAUUCAAGGGAUUAAGAGUGUCUUUGGAAGCCUGAAAAACUAUAUAAGUGGAAGAUCGGGAGAUCCUGUACCCAAUACAAAACCAAAAGAUGGUGACAUUGAUAGUGGCGAAGGUUCUGGAGUCAACAGUCCUCUGACAAGUAUUAUUGACAGAACCAAAACAACUUAUGGUGGAUCGCCCAUGGAUAAUCAUCCAGGUAUGCGAACCCGUGGACUUGUUGAAGAGCAGGAGCGUUACUCAUACAGCCCUUCAGUUGACAUACAAAAGAGAUUAGAUCAAAAUAUGGAUGAAAUGCUGGGUUCCAUAAGUCGUUUGAAAGGAAUGGCUGUAGGUCUUGGUGAAGAAAUUGAUUCACAAAAUGAUUUAUUGGAGGAUAUUAUGUUCAAAACUGACAAGGCAGAUUUGAGUAUUGAUAAACAAAACAAAGACAUGCAACGAAUCUUGAAAAAGUAGAUACAUUCCUGUAGAAUAAAGAAUGGCCUAUGGAUUUUUUAUUGAAGUGUGUACCCAAGAGAGAAAGAAUGUUUCAAUAAAGUGCUCAAUAUAAAAUAUUAGGAUGAAAAUGAGGGGAAAAAAAGUAAUUGUAAAGUGUCAUUGUCGUCCUUGCACACUAGUUUUUUAGAAUUGUGUGUAUUUCUAAAGAACGUUUUAUUUCUUUAGUCUUUUCUUUCCUAUUAUUUUCUGCCAAAGAUAGGAGAUCUGUCAGACCUAAUUCCAGUUUGUGGCUAUAAGGAUGUACAUUUAGUGCCUACAGAAACCGAAAUAUGUUAGUUUGAGUUUUGUAAUUAUUUUCCAUUUCAUUUCUUAAAUUUACACUUUAAAUUUUUCAAUUUUAGUUCUAUAUCUUUUCCAUUGUCUAUUCUCAAUAUUUUUCAUGAAGUUUUUAAUAUUUUGAUAUGCUAUUAUUAAGGAUAAUUUGAAAUGGUUAUAUAUAUAGUAUUUUGUUGUUGUGGAAUCCACAUUUAUUGUUCUCUCUAUAAUAGAUUUAUUCAUUGUGUGUUGUGUAUAGUAGUUCGUAUUCCAGGAAUGUGCCCAUUGAGUAUGAAAUGUAUUGUGUAAAUGCAGAGUAUUCAGGUUUUAUUGUUUAUCAAUAAAUAGUGCAACAUAUUCUCUAAGUUUUGUUAUAAAUGCAGCUUGUUAUGAAAUAUUUACUUUUGUACUGAAGUGGCAAGUGGGGGGAUUUACAGAAUAAUUUCCCCCUCAGAAGGUAAUGCAAUCUUCAAUUUAUUUUACUUGCAAAUACAUUAAUUCAUGUUUAUUUUGAAAACAUUCAGUAUUGUGCAGUUAGUAACAAAUAUGAAAAUUUAUGAAAAUAAAUUUGAUAAUGUAGUAAUGGAGUUGUUAGAAACAACAUACUUUAAAUUGGGAUUUUAUGGAAAAAGUCUCCCCAUUAUAAAUAUUCAUGGAUUUGCCUUGGACUUCAAUGAAGUGCUGUUUUAAGUAUUUCUUUAGAGAAUGAAGGAUAAUAUUCAUUGCUCUUGUACUUAAAUAGUAAUCUUGAUGUAUAGUUGUGAACAUUUUUGCAUAUUUAUUUUGUAUGCAAAAUUUCAAGAAAUAAUUGGUAUUUUGUGAAAUUGUCAGUUGGAAACAUUCCUAAAAGUGUAGGUCCUAUUAAUUUAUUUCUGUCUAUUAGUUUAGUACAAUGUGUUUGAGAUAAAAUUAGUGUACCAGACAGUUAGGGAAAAUAAUCUAUUAGAUAAUUAUAAAAAACUCUAAAUUUAUUGUUUAUGAAACACUGCUGUCAAUUGUCAUAUGGUAUCCAUAUAGAUAUUAUUAAAAAGAAGUCUCCAUGGUUUAUGUUAUGGGUGUUAAUGAAUGUUUUUAGAUCUGUUGAGUGAUUAUCUUGAAUGAAGAGUUCAGCAAAACUAAUGGAAGUGAACUGAUUUGUGGUUUCUUGUAAACAGAAUCAUGGAUAAUUUUGUAUCCAAUUUGUAUAUCAUAUCUCUUUUGUUUUCUUGUUUAAUAUGUACAAACAUUAUUUUCACAUUAAGAAUGUAAUGAACAGUUUAUACAAUCCAGAUUCAUUCAUAUCAUUUAUAAAUAGUAAACUGUUACUUGAUAUUGGAAAUAUAGUUGCUUUUAAUGCUCAUCUGUAAUUCAUUUGAAAUCCUGCUCCUGUAUACCUGACAUGAACAUUUUAAUGGAACUCCACACUGAUAUGUAUUGUGCAAUGACUUUUGCCUGGAAACAUAAUGCCACAAGCUAACCAUAUUCUUUAAAUGGUAUGUCCCUGAGCACUGCCUCUAACAUCAUUUAUCAGAGUGAUUUUUGACUCUAAACUUGAUUUUAAGGUACAUAUUACUGUUACAGUAAAUAAAGCUCUGCAUUCCUUGGGUCUGAUUUUGCGCAACACCAAAUCAUUCCAGUCCACUGAUAAAUUAUUAAUUCUUUAUAACACUUUGAUUUGUCCUAUUUUAGAAUUUGCCUCUGUCAUAUGGUUACAUUACACUAAUUUAUAUAUCAAUCAUUUGGAAAAGGUACAAAGUAAAUUUCUGUGCCACCUAGCUUUCAGAAACGGGACACCAAUUCAUAGAUUCAAUCAUGACCUUUCCAAAUUCUACAAUUUAUUUAAAUUGGAAACUUCAGGGUAGAUGAAAAUUCUAUGAUUUAAUUUUCUUCCAUAAAAUAGUACAUGGUCUCAUUGAUUGCCCAGAACAUCUUUCUCUUAUCUCUCUUCAAAUCCCUGAGAUUAGAACGAGAAAUUCUACCUGCUUCUGGGACGAUACAUCUACUAACUACUGCUAUUAUAUCUUAAAUAGAUUACCUAGAACCAUAAAUUACUAUGCCAAAAGGAUUGAUUUUUUCCAUCACAACUUCAAAAAUGUUUGCAUUUGUCUUAAACUUUUUUUUUCAGUCCUGACUUUACAUAAGUGUUUUGAAAGACAACUUAAUUUUUUU
Messenger RNA from Gryllus bimaculatus (two-spotted cricket), 4836 nucleotides. Lineage: Eukaryota; Metazoa; Arthropoda; Insecta; Orthoptera; Gryllidae. The record is from the annotation of a GenBank genome assembly.